Messenger RNA from Meriones unguiculatus (Mongolian gerbil), 5870 nucleotides. It is a transcript of the gene Hspa12a, whose product is annotated as heat shock protein family A (Hsp70) member 12A. The transcript is spliced from 14 exons. Bases 201 to 2273 code for a protein of 690 amino acids. NCBI's taxonomy places the organism in Eukaryota, Metazoa, Chordata, Mammalia, Rodentia, Muridae. The record is from RefSeq and is a predicted model, not a curated record.
GUGGUGUUGAGCAGCUCUUCCAGCCUGCGCGGCACGUCGUUCUCCUGGUAGUACGCCAUCGCCUGCUGCUUCAGCCUCUUCAGGUCCCUGGGGAUCCCACAGCUGCGGCCGCCGCCUUCUUCCCCCAUGAUGAAAACAUCUGAGACUCUGGACUAAGCACUCGUGCAAGACCACACAGCAAGGAGGUAGUGGGUGCCAAGAUGGAGAGUGUCGGCGUGUACGGAUUCUGUGGGUGCAAAGGAAAGAACAGAGCGAAGUGUGAGUCGAGGCGGGAAAUAACGGCAGAAGAAACUGCUCCCACAUCUGCGUAUUCCUCCCCAGCCCGGAGUCUCGGGGACACAGGGAUAACACCUCUGUCCCCCUCCCAUAUCUUGAACGACACAGACCCGGUCUCGGAGCAGCAGGCGUUUCUUGUGGUGGUGGCCAUAGACUUCGGCACCACAUCCAGUGGUUAUGCCUACAGCUUUACCAAGGAGCCCGAAUGCAUCCAUGUGAUGAGGAGGUGGGAGGGCGGUGACCCCGGCGUCUCCAACCAGAAGACCCCGACAACCAUCCUGCUGACGCCAGAGAGGAAGUUCCACAGCUUUGGGUAUGCUGCCAGGGACUUCUACCAUGACCUGGACCCCAACGAGGCCAAGCAGUGGCUGUACUUGGAGAAGUUCAAGAUGAAACUCCACACCACAGGGGACCUCACCAUGGACACAGACCUGACAGCAGCAAAUGGCAAGAAAGUCAAAGCCCUUGAAAUCUUUGCAUACGCCUUGCAGUACUUUAAGGAGCAGGCACUGAAGGAGCUGAGUGACCAGGCAGGGGCGGACUUUGAGAACUCUGACGUCAGAUGGGUCAUCACCGUGCCUGCCAUCUGGAAGCAGCCAGCCAAGCAGUUCAUGAGAGAAGCUGCCUAUCAGGCAGGCCUGGCCUCCCCUGAGAACUCCGAGCAGCUCAUCAUUGCCUUGGAGCCCGAGGCUGCCUCCAUCUACUGCCGGAAGCUGCGUCUGCACCAGAUGAUCGAGCUCAGCAGCAAGGUGGUGGCCAACGGGUACAGCGCCAGUGACACAGUAGGAGCGGGGUUUGCACAGGCCAAGGAACAUGUUCGGCGAAACCGGCAGAGUCGCACCUUUCUGGUGGAGAAUGUCAUUGGAGAGAUCUGGUCUGAGCUGGAGGAAGGUGACAAGUACGUGGUUGUUGACAGUGGGGGGGGCACCGUGGACCUGACCGUCCAUCAGAUACGGCUGCCAGAGGGGCACCUCAAGGAGCUGUACAAGGCCACAGGUGGACCCUACGGCUCUCUGGGAGUAGAUUAUGAAUUUGAAAAGCUGCUUUGUAAAAUAUUUGGAGAGGAUUUUAUCGAACAGUUCAAGAUCAAACGCCCAGCAGCCUGGGUAGACCUGAUGAUCGCCUUUGAGUCUCGGAAGAGGGCCGCUGCGCCAGACCGGACCAAUCCCCUCAACAUCACGCUGCCCUUCUCCUUCAUCGACUACUACAAAAAGUUCCGGGGCCACAGCGUGGAGCACGCCUUGAGGAAGAGCAACGUGGACUUCGUGAAGUGGUCCUCCCAGGGGAUGCUGAGGAUGAGCCCGGACGCCAUGAACGCCCUCUUUAAGCCAACCAUCGACAGCAUCAUUGAGCACCUCCGGGACCUAUUUCAGAAGCCCGAGGUGUCCACGGUCAAAUUCCUCUUCCUGGUGGGAGGCUUCGCAGAGGCGCCCCUUCUGCAGCAGGCGGUGCAGGCCGCCUUUGGAGACAAGUGCAGGAUCAUCAUCCCCCAGGACGUGGGCCUCACCAUCCUCAAGGGGGCCGUCCUCUUCGGCCUGGACCCGGCAGUCAUCAAGGUGCGCCGCUCCCCGCUCACCUACGGCGUGGGCGUGCUCAACCGCUACGUGGAGGGGAAGCACCCGCCCGAGAAGCUGCUGGUGAAGGACGGCACGCGCUGGUGCACCGACGUCUUCGACAGGUUCAUCUCGGCCGACCAGUCGGUGGCGCUGGGCGAGCUGGUCAAGCGCAGCUACACCCCCGCCAAGCCCUCCCAGCUGGUGAUCGUCAUCAACGUCUACAGCUCCGAGCAGGACGACGUGAGCUUCAUCACCGACCCCGGCGUCAGGAAGUGCGGGACGCUGCGCCUGGAUCUCACGGGGACCAGCGCCUCGGCCGUCCCCGCCCGCAGGGAAAUCCAGACCCUCAUGCAGUUCGGGGACACUGAGAUCAAGGCCACGGCCAUUGACAUCGCCACCUCAAAGAGCGUCAAAGUGGGGAUCGACUUCUUAAAUUACUAAGGGAACCGCCCCUCGCAACCACCAGCCCCCGGGGCUCCUCCGCAUUCGCUGACCUCAGCCUUGACUGUUCUGUCCCCCACCUUGACCGUCCCAUUGCCCACCUGAAUUGCAGUAGGAAAAGACGAGAACCAGGGAGAAAACUGAGGGGUUUUGGUUUGGUUUGGUUUGGUUUUUGAAGGUACUUUAGAGUCAGAAAAACUCAGAAAUUAAUGCCACGAUCUGGAAAUUUGGAGGAUCCUAGGCAGCCGGCUCCCGGGGUUCCUGGAUGGUAAAGCAGUCUGCUGAGGAAACUGGUGCAGCUUGCUCGGAAGGGGUCCCCGGGAGGGCUUAGGACGCCCACCGCAGUCUCUCCGGAUUUAAGCGAGGUCUUUGACCCAGGAGGGCGUCUUCAUCAAAGGUCUUUGUAAAUCAUCUUGGAUGGCAUGGAGCAGGAAACACGAGCUUCCUGCAGUUAAUUUCUUCUCUUUAUCCCGGCUCAGAGCGCUCACUUGGUGGUAACUUACAGCAUUUUUUUUCUCUCUCAAAGCCGGUGGGAGACAGCUGCCCACACUAUCUCAUAUAGAUUACAGGAAGCUCAGUGAGGGGCAGGGCAGCCUUGGCUAACUCAACCGAGAGGGGGUGGGGUAAAAGUGUUGUCACCUCGAUUUUCCAGAGCAGGUAAAAACUUGCCUUGGUGGAGAGGGCACUGAAGAGUUAGUGACGUACCCCAAACUACAGCAGUCCCCUUUUAUCUGUAGAGUGUACAUCCUGAGGUUCCCGGUAGAUGCCCAGAGGGGGGCAGGACCAAACCUUAUCUACUCUACGUUUUUCUAUACUUACAUACCUAUAAUAAAGCUUAGUUUACUAAAGUAAGACAUUAGCAACAGUGACUAAUCUACAUAGGACAAUUAUGAAAGCACUUUGGUGAAAUUUCUAUGAAUGUGGCCCGACUCAGCGUAUCUCACCAUACUGCACCAUUGUGCAUUUCUGGGCCACAGUUGACUGGGGUCAAUUGAAAACCCAGUAAAUGAAAACCCAGAUCACAAGGUGAUUCUUAGAAGAGCAAACCUUGAGUUCAGAGGUCCUACAUAGUUCUAGGUGAUCUUAGUAGGAAUUUAGAGAAAAUAAAGUUUCUAUUUGCCCUGUUUAUAUCAUCACGCCCAGAAAUCCAAAGCCGGCCCCGCCUCGCAGACCAUGCAUACGUGCAGUCAACCCCGUGUCCGCUGUUCUUCCUUCCCCAAUAAAGAAAUACAAAAGGGGGUUCUGUUCCAUCAGAUGUCUCGAUCAAAUCUCCAGCUUUUCAGAUUCACCUAAAAGUAGUAUGCACACCUAGACCUGGUACAUGGGAGCAGCCUUUUCUAAAGCAGGUCUGUGGCUCAGCUGCCUCAGAGUCGCCCGGGUGCUUGUCAAGGACGGGUCCUGAGUCCAUCCUUUACCAGAGCUCACUCUGGAGGGGCAGGAUCUGCAGAUUUAGUGUUGGAAUGUGGGGGUUUUGAACCUGAGAGUCUUGUCAACACUGAAGUGACCACGGAGUGCAUUAUAUGGCCUCAGCUCCUUCCAGGUCUCCCUCAGCAAGAGCCUGUGUGCCCGCACUCUGCCCUGCAGAUAAGAGGCUUGGAGAGGCACCUGGCCUCGGUGGUUGCCCGUUUAACCCUCACAGGAAGGACCAGAGGAGGAAAAGGAUGGCACGAACGGAACCCUGAGAAUGCCGCUGCCCAAGGAGCCAGCCAGGUUCUGAGUUCUCGCCUUCCCUCUGCAAAGCCAGCCUCACCAACAUUCAGGACCCGACUGCGGAUAAAGAAUCAAAAACUGACUCAUAGUCCAUUUGAUGUGUUCAGUGUUGUCUUUCCCACCUGCUGGAAUUCAUUCUGAUUUCUAAACACUGGAGACAUGCAGAAUUAAUGAGUGAAUGAAUGAGUGAAUGAAUGAGGGAAGGGACUUGAAAUGCAGGUUGGAUUUGUGAACCAUCAUCACAGCCAAUGUGCAGAUUUUAAAUAGCAUUUUGAAUUUCAGCCUACUGUCUUCUUUUUCACACCGCUUGCUGCAGAACUCCCUGCUAGAAUGUGAAAACGCUAUCAAACCACAGAACAAGAGAUGGGAGCCCCGAGCCGAACGGCAGGGUCUCACAGGACGCUUGUCUUCUCGGCCUCUCCUGCUAACUCUGCUUCAGAAGCUCAUGGGUCUUUCUUUGGGGUUUCCAGCCACGGUCCUCAAAUAGACUUUCAAUUUUGUUAUAAUGGAUAUAAUUUUGUGUAUAUAUAAUCCUAGAAUCUUGUACAGAAUCUUUAUUUCUACUGUGUGCUUGUUUAAGAAGGAAAAUCCUCUUGGUUUUGGUGGCUAGCACUGCUGCCUGAAAGCGCCACAGCUUCAUUUCUUAACUGCUCCCACCAAUCACAGUCUGUGCUGUUACCAUGCAGUGGACUAAGUACACACGACUGAGCAAUAGACAGAGGUGCCUUGGGUCAGAGUUCUCUGAUCGACAGCUAUACCAGAUCCUUCCACACUUGCUCACCCUGCCAGAAGUUGAGCAGCUUCUGCAUAGAGUAAUGUAUCAAUUCUCCUGUCCCGACUUUGAGAGUGGAACUCACUGGUUCUGUAAGCACGGCCCUGCCAGAACAACCUUGGAUCUAGCAGGGUUGCUGACCUCUCUUCUCUGGCAAGGCAAAGCACGGCAUAGUUCAUGAUCAAGGGAGCCCAGUGGUACAUAAACGGGGUUCUGUCGGGUUGAAUAAGUAAUUGGGAGCAGUACAGUCCAACCUUCUUCUCCUAGCUUGAUGGAAAGCACUCCUCCCCUUAUGCUAAGUCUAUGUCCCUGCCCCCCAUUUUGCUUAAAUGAGCUUAUAGAAAUCUGCAGUGUUAGCAAAGUGAUGAUGAAGAGGGGUGGUAAUUUUACUGGACCUCCGCAGGGCCCAGAGACGCAGCCCAGGAGCCAAACUGAGUAAAGCUUUCCAGUCGCUCCCUGUCCCAACUGACAUAAUCCUAGUCUGAGCACUGGGUAAGUACACUUGGAGCACAUUUCCCAGUCUUAGUUCCAGAAGGCCUGUGGUCUUGACCGGUUGUCCUUUGCUUACCUUAUCUGGCUUCUUUACCACCUGUUCUGUACACAGCAGGUGUUUAUAAACACAGUGACAGGACAUGCAGUCGAAAGAGAAGGUGUUCAGAAGAGGUUCUGGAGAGUGAUGGCUGAGUCCAGGCUACAGACCCGCCCGACCCUUAGAAUGUUACUUAGACCAAGUUUAGCCUUUAGAGUCCAGUCUGGUUAAUGGCCAGGGUAGCAAAGAAUUGCAUGCACCAAUAUAAACAGGAGUCAAAAUGCAUUAAUUGAAGAUCGAAUGUCACACUGUAGUGAUGAAAUAGUUGUGAUCAGGCUUCGCAGUCCGUAUGCUGCGGAACGGCUUAUGUGGAUGGCUAGUGUAAAGUUCUUGGCCAUAAUAUCUCUAACUCCUCCCCUUUGCCUGACAUAUGAAACAGUACCCUAAGAUCUCGGCCACUGGGGGUCUUGCUCACUACAGGACGGAUCCAAACCUCACAGAAUUUGCAGCCGUUCACAACCAGGCAGGAUUGUGCCUGCAAACUCUUGUCCUCACAGAUUCUAAUAAAGUAAAGCUCGGAAUUUCA